Cladocopium goreaui is the source of this 1066-nucleotide messenger RNA. Lineage: Eukaryota; Dinophyceae; Suessiales; Symbiodiniaceae. The record is from the annotation of a GenBank genome assembly.
GAUCUCGGGCUCAUUCAGUUGCCCAAAGUGGUGACUCGAACGCCAAUGGCUGCCUGCUGCUACCGUGCGUGGUCAUCACAGGUCAAGCAACAGGUUAACCGCUUGUGGCGACGGAGCUUUACAGGGUCAAGCCAUAUUGAAACGCCGUUGAUCUUCUCCGACACCUUCUCCAAACACCUGGGUGCCGACGUGUUCUUGAAAUUGGACCUGCUGCAGCCUUCCGGCUCCUUCAAACUUCGUGGCAUUGGUCUCACAGUUAAGGAGGCAGCUGCUGCAGGUGCCAAAUGUAUCGUUUCUUCCAGCGGUGGCAAUGCUGGGCUGGCGGCUGCCUUCGCUGCUCGCGACUUUAAGCUGCCUUGCACAGUGGUAUUACCCACUACCACGCCUGAGAGCGUGCAGCAGCACCUGGCCUUUUACGGCGCAGAUGUCAUGGUCUAUGGCAGCGUUUGGGAUGAGGCGGAUCGGAAGGCGCGCGAAGUGGUGGAAGAGCGGCAGGGCGCCUACGUCCAUCCCUUCGACCAGGAGUCCACCUGGCGGGGCCACGCCACGAUGGUGGAGGAGCUGCAGCGUCAGUUGCCCAGUCCGCCAGAUGCCAUCGUGACCUGUGUAGGUGGUGGAGGCCUGUUGAUGGGCAUCUUGAAGGGUGUGGAGGCUGCUGGAUGGCCCAGCAGAGUGAUCGCCUGCGAAACCGUGGGCGCCAACUGCUUGGCGAAAUCCUUGGAGGCUCAGGAAGUGGUGACGUUGCCACAGAUCUCCUCGAUUGCCAAAUCCCUGGGAGCUUUGCGACCCAGUGAGGCUGUUUUCGAGCGUUGCAUCCGCAUGGACCGCGCGCUCUUCCGCUCCGCCGUCUUUUCGGAUUCCCAGGCCGUGGCAGCCUGCUUGAGGCUGGCAGACGAUCACCGCUUGUUGGUGGAGCCUGCAUGUGGUGCAGCCAUCGCUGCGGUGACGGAGACGUCCGAGGCGUUACAGGGCAUGCGCUCGGUGGUGGUGCAACUCUGUGGCGGGGCUGUGAUCAACCGCUCACAGCUGGCGCAGUGGGCGGUCGACUUUGGCUUGGAAUGAGGGG